Messenger RNA from Nematocida minor, 882 nucleotides. RefSeq lists its product as uncharacterized. Gene Ontology annotation, molecular function: GTPase activator activity. Bases 1 to 882 code for a protein of 293 amino acids. Gene Ontology annotation, biological process: COPI coating of Golgi vesicle. Lineage: Eukaryota; Fungi; Microsporidia. The record is from RefSeq and is a predicted model, not a curated record. The transcript has a single exon.
AUGAAUGAGAGUGUAAUAAAUAAAAGUGGAAAUAAACAUUGCGCUUUGUGCGGUGGCAAGAAUCCAAGUUGGGGCUGUUUGCCUUUUGCUGUUCUUGUGUGCACCAAGUGCGCCGGCGGGAUGAGAGAGCUGGGAACAGGUGUUUGUGUAGUUCGUUCGUUAUUAUUGGACUCUGUCUCUGAAGAGUUUCUUGCUCCCUUUCUCAUGGGAAGCAAUUCUCUGUUUCUGGACUGGUAUGGAAAUAACUGCAGAGAAGAGCUUUCUCUUUCUUUUUUCAAAACAGAUCUGGCAAAAGAGUAUGCAGAGCAGCUGAAAAGCGGAGCGAUAAAAGAGAAAACAGCAAAAAGUGCUCCGGUGAUAGGCCCCGGUGAUGCAGUAAAAUCAAAACUGUCAACACAAAAAAAAUCAAAGCCGAAAUCAAAGCUGAAGCUGAUAGUGGAGAAUGACGACGAGGCCUCUGAGGAGGACUUAGACGCUCCAGAGACAGAGCAACCGCAAAACGCAGCUGAAAAGGAGAUAGUAGCAAAGAAAAAAACCGUUAUAAAGAGAGUGCCUGGCAAGAUAUUAACAGACGAGUCAAAUAAUGCAUCCAGAUUGGGAAUGUUCAAAAACGUAGAAGAUCUCGGGAAAACAGAGAAUGAUGGAACAGAAGGCAAAAAGUUUCCUGGACACUCGAGCAUGCUGAAGCCUUCUAGAGAGAGCAGCUCAAGAGUUCUCACGGGAGGGGACACAGGAUCUUUUCAAAGUGCCAUCCCAGCUGAAGUAAUAAAAGGCAAAAACUUUAUUGGGAGCGCUCCUCCGCCCAAAGAGUCGGUGGCAGAUAAGCUGAAAAAGAGCCUGGAAAAGGGAAAAAGAACCCUUUUCAAUACCUUCAAGAAAUAG